GCAGUUGUUAAUUGUGAUGUACCAGAUGGCGUUGUGCAUACUGAUUUGCAAAAAACUGCAGAGAAAGGAGAUGAGCUAGUUCUGAAAUGUCAAUUCUAUGAAACGCCAAUCGCCGUUUACUGGAAGAAAGGAGAUGAGCCCACGAAGUCACCCAACCUGAUCACGUGGGUGGACGGGGAACCCGCUCUAGGGUCAUGCGUUCAUGACGGGUCUUGCUAUAUGAGCGCUGAUUUCUCUCUCAUCAUCACAAACAUUACAGUUUCAGAUCAAGGAACAUAUAUCUGCAGAGUUUCAAACUACAAAGGGAUCUUGAUUCACAACUUUACAGAAGUAAACGUCUUCGCUCCUCCGAUAGAACCCUUUCCCUUUAUCGAUGAAUGUCGAGGAAUACUUCCAAAGGACGCUGAACAAUCCUGUAUUAUUCCAUCCUCUGAUAGCAUCACCAUAACCUGCUCAGCCUCAAGCUACUUUCCAGACAUCGAUCUCUUCUUCUUACACGAAUCCAGAAAGAUGGGUGCAACAAAUACCGAGGAAGAUGCAAACAUGGACGGUACGAGAAACAAAUCAAUCUCCAUCGUCGCUGAACCCAGUGAAAUCCCCUAUGUUUGUGUCGCUUCUGAUAUCCCGGGAUUGCAAGACCAAAGGAACGUCACCGUCACCGUGACCUUGCUAGAAUCUACUGUUACCAUGACAACAUCCUCCAAUCAAACCACGUUAUCACCGAGUCCGAAUGGAGGUAUAGCCACAUUGUUGUACCAGUUAUCGUGGUCUUUCUUAUAUUGGCUGUGGUUUGUGUUUGUGUUGCCAUCAUAAUCUGGCGUCGGAAGAAACAACGAAGGAUUCAAGAAAAAGACGAAGAGGAAUCCAUGCCACUACAUCUAGACCGACAGAUAAAUGGGAAAGUAUCCUUCUUUGAACUGUGGUACCUGGUUAAUAAUAUGGAUGAGGCAAACUUAAAAAUGCUACGGGACGCCCUCCUCUAUCUGGGAAUUCCUGGAGUAGGGAAAGAACUAACUACAGACACGGCCUUUGCCUUACUUUGUGACUGGAAGGAUAAAUCAUUUGACAGAGAAGGAUCAAGAUUGAAGAAAGCACUCAUCGAAAAGGGACUUGCCCGUUCCUGGAAAGAUAUGUGUGAACGGAGAUUGGAGACAAAGUCUGGUGUUUCCGAAGAGCUUUUGGAUCAUAUUUUAUGGAACAUCGGUGAUGAAAUUAACAUUAGUCAAUUCCUUAGUGAACUGAUCGCCGAUAAACGUGAAACCCGAUGUAAUGUGUCAGGAAAUAAAGGAUACGUUUUCAAGGAAUCCCUGGUUGUCUUGAGGGAGUGGAGUGAGGGAACACAGACUGAAAGCCAAGCCAUUCAAUUAAGUCUAGCUUUAGAAAGAGCUAAUUGCAAGCCUCUAGAUCGGACUUUCUUCAAGGUUCCUGAACAUCUGCUGAAGGCGAUAUCCCCACAAGAGGUAGAAGGGUUCGUUUACAGACUGACAGGAAGACAUUGUAAGAGGCUUGCUAAGGCUGUAGGAAGUACCGAUGAGAAGGUGAUUACCACCCUCAUUAAUGACAAUAAUGACGAUCUGUUCGACACUCAAUCAAUGAUCAUGGACUGGGUAGAUGGACAGGAAAGCAGCAACUUCGAGAAGAGAUGCAGGCUUGAUGAUGCCAUCAUCACAAUUGGUCGCCAUGACAUGACAGAUUCAUUUGGGACAACCAUCUAUCGGGUUAAAACAGGAGGUACUGUACAAAGACCACAUCCAGAUGCCAAGAAAUUCAAUAGUACUAGCAUUUUUAAUGAUGAUCUACAUGCGUUGCUGAAGCAUCUUCCUAAAGGUGCGGUAUCAGUGUUUCUUGAGAAGCUCGGCAUCUCAAUUGAUGAGGAUAUGGACGAUAUGAAAGAGAGGCUGACAGGUUGGAGGGACGAUCAUCUGAGAGGAUCUAAAGUAUGUUCUCUACAGGAACUUGUUUUGAUCCACAAAGAUGUGCUGAAGAAGACAAAUAACAAUAAUGUACUCGACUUAAAAGACGAGGAGCUAGAGGAUGUGUUUGCAAGCAUAUCUUCCAGGGAACAGAUGGACCAGCUAAAGUCAGGGAUUGGAAUAGCUAUCAAAGAGGGGCCUUUCACUCUAGAGCAUCUUAAAGAAUGGAGAAAUAGCCAAGGCAUGGAGAAACGUCGAGAGAAUCUAAGAAAAACGCUCCAUGAUAUGAAAUUAUCAGGAUGCGUUGUUGAUCGGCGUCCUCCACAACAUGUGUACAGAGCUGAGAUGGUACGUUUAGCGUUCACUAUGCUAUAUACUGACGUUAGACCAUUGGCCGAACUUCUCAACAUGGAUACGAGCAAAGGAAAAAUAGUGCGAGAACCCCAGAAAGGGACUGUAGGUCUGUUACUCCAACUAUUGGAGAAAUCGAGGGAUAGCGGCACACAUCGCCGCCGUGAUUUCUGUGUCGCCAUUAGAGAUCUUGGAUAUCUGGAUGUUGCUCGAUUAGCUUAUUUCGAUUACGAUGAAAGCCUUAGUGUACUCUACAACGUUACUUCAAAACUGUCGCAACAGGAAAUGGAAAUGUUAAUGAAGCAUCUUGACUCUGAUAAAGCGGUCCUGUCGAUAGGUCGGGUGAGAACUCGGAGCGCGGGGACAUACGACAACCUAAUGCUUAUGAAGAGAUGGAGAGAUCAGUUCAGACUGGAACCUUUCCACCACAGCUCGAAGCUGGUUCAUGGUCUUCGAGCAAUUGGGCGAACGGGACUUGCAGAGGAAGUCCUUGGAGGUCUGAACCAACAUAUGCAAAUGAGUGGAGCAGUAGCAAUACACAUUUGCAACAGUCUCGAUGACGAUCAACUGCAGAGACUAUGUGUACACCUCAGACUACGUACAACAAAACGUCAGGAGGAUCGGACUACUACAUCAACGGCCGUCGUGGAAUGGAUGCAGAAUUGUGUAAAACACUUUGACAAAAUUCCUGCGCUGAACAAAAUAGUAAAGAACAAAUUCGAUUUUCGAAAACAUGAGAACAACGAACUUUUCAAGGCAGGAUUUUCCGAACUUGCAGAGGAAAUCAUGCUACUCCAGUACCCUAGAUUCUCUAGGACUGUGUAGCCAUAAUGUCCUUUGACAAGAAAUGAAUCUACAUUUGUGUUACUCUCAAUUAACAUGUCUUAAAUAUUGGUGCAUGGUAUAAGGUGAUUGAUUCAAUGCUUAGUGAAGAGCAGCUGGACUAAAAACAUGGUAAUAGUAUAAUGUAGGUUACAUGUAUGGGCUGUAGAAAUGAAACUAUUAUUGUCAUUUUUAUUUGUUAACGGUUGUAAACGGGCGGAAAUAAUUCUUUUUUUCAAUAAGUUUCGUUGUGGUAGUCCACACAUACCCUUCGCCAAGUUGUGUGGGGUUGUAGUGCAUAGACUGGUGUUUUUAUACUAGACCAAUACGUAGGGAAUGUACGCAUGCACUCCAAUCUUUAAAACAUUAUGUAGUUACAAUUAUCUACCCCGUCCCUUAAGACAUUUGUUAUAGUUAUAGUUAUUAGUUCUAAUGUUUUGUUGGAAUGUUCAAAUACUAAAUACUUUAUGAAGGGGAAAAGAGUAAACUUUUAGAUGGUCCACCCAAUUUUGUAUAAUGUUAAUAAUGCGGCGGUUGCUCUAUAUGCAUUGAUCUCCAAACGUGUCUGCAAACGACUCAUCGGGAAAACUCUUCGUAUCUUUCAACACAGUGGGGAUUGUGUGUCAUAUAGUGUAAUAUAAAUGUAUUGUGGGGAAGAAAAAAAAAAAUCAGUGCUGUCUUUUGUCAUUUUUGCAAUGCUUUGUAUAACUUGUACGCUGUCGUACCCAUUUGUAAAGUGACAUGGUUUUAUUAUAAUAUUGAUGAUUACAAUUUUAUUUCUCUUCUCUUUUAAAAUUAUGCUUACUCAAUAAGUAAUGAUGUAUUAUUUAUUUCCUCAAUUUCGAAUUUAAUAUCUGGGCAGAUCGUAUUUAUGGGCAGAAGGUAUUGUUCAUCCUCUUAAGAUUUACAAUCCGUUGAGAAUACAUUGAAACUGUUUUCUCUUAACUCAUAGCAUGCCAUGAGGGUACAUGCACGCUACCGUUAUAGUGCUUUGUACAUGCAAGCUAACCACUGAUUCACUGCCAUGUGCGUGCAAGGGCGCAUUCGUAAUAACAGUUAUUGUUCAUGCUUAAUAUUGGACUGUACUGUGUGUUUCGCAUGCGCUAUCAAUGGGGAUUAGCCCUGUGGCAUGAUAAUAGUUAAAGUGUUUGGUUUUAGAGUGUGGCUACAAUGAAAAUACUCAUCCAUCAUUUUCAGAGCACUUUCUCGCUUAACGAACCCCGAAACUUAAAGCUGUUUCUUUACUAUUCCCACCGACAUAUGUGUAUUCGUUUUUAGAAGCAGGUUGAUCCGCAACAAAUAUUUUCAUUUCAGGCAAUGACAAGUAAAAAGUUACUGCUGAUUGUGGAAAAUGUUCGGGACAUCAGAAAUGUUAGAGUUUGCUCACAAGACGAUUAUCAAAUACUUGCCAUACCUGUAUAGAUUAAAAUGUGGAUGGAUUGUUUAUGCAACAUUUCUGAUCAGCAGUGUAAGACUAUUCGUCAGGUAAUAAUACAAUUUACCUAAAUAGAUGCAAAUUAGCUAAACCAAAUAUAUCUGACUUUUAUUUCCUUAUUCAUCAAAGCGUACACAAUGGAAAGAUACAUUGCUAAUCGUAAUGAUAAAAAGCUGCCAAUGACAGCAGAUGGCAGGUCAUGGCCUAGUGGACAUCCAUUGUCAGAUAAGUGAAUAAAGAUACAUUACACUAUGUAAUCAAAUGUUCGUUUUCACUGGUGUUUGAAUCAUUUGUCAAGUAUAUCACUGUACCUAGAAGUGUAUAAUACAGAUGAAAUGAAAAAAACAAAAACAAAUCAAAUGUGAUUCAAUCCGAUUCAGAUGUAAUGUGUAGUGUAACUUUAGAGGUAUAUAGCAACCAGUGUUUUUUUAUUUUUUAUAUAAUUGUAAUAUUAUACACAGAUCUUAUUUAUAGGAUUUGGAAACACAUUGUGUAUUUUUUAAUGAACUUUAUUUCAGGUUUUAGAUAACGAGAGUCAGACUCGACUAGCACAUGUGCUAUUUUUUAUUCUAUCUUACCAUCAAUCACAAACCCAUUGUAAAUAGUCAUUUAUUGUUUUACUUGACACUAAAAUUACUUAUAACUAUUUUUUAAUAUGUGUAUAUUGUACAUAUAUA
Messenger RNA from Strongylocentrotus purpuratus (purple sea urchin), 5198 nucleotides. RefSeq lists its product as uncharacterized. Bases 867 to 3089 code for a protein of 740 amino acids. The transcript has 13 exons. Lineage: Eukaryota; Metazoa; Echinodermata; Echinoidea; Camarodonta; Strongylocentrotidae. The record is from RefSeq and is a predicted model, not a curated record.